Molecule: messenger RNA, 375 nt
Organism: Suillus fuscotomentosus
Lineage: Eukaryota; Fungi; Basidiomycota; Agaricomycetes; Boletales; Suillaceae
Exons: 2
Source: RefSeq, a predicted model, not a curated record
GAGGACAAUCGGUAUCGUUUCUGGGGGUUUUACGGACAAGUCACAGCGGAACAUGACCAGAAGUUUCUCGACCAAUACACCAAUGACAUGGAGAGUAUCUUGCUCUUCUCUGGUCUUUUUUCCACUGUUAGCUCAUCUUUCAUUGUUGCCAUGGAGUCCAAUCUCAGUCCUGACCCCAGCGACACCACGAAUGCCCUUCUCGCGCAACUCGUGCAGAUUGGACUCGGAAACCUCAUUGCUGCGGGCUCCACGCCUGUAGACCCAGCAUCUACGUGGUCGCCACCUGCGUCGGCUGUGAGGAUCCAAAUGAUUGCAUAUGCAAGCUUGUCCAUGAGCUUGCUAGCAGCAUUCGGGGCUGUCCUAGGCAGGCAAUGG